AUGGCGGAAUUUGGUUCAUCGUUGGUUCUUCUUCUUCUUCUAGUGGUCAUCGCUUGUCAGCUUCCAAGUCUUGAGGCCGGCCGGAGCAGGAAGCCCAGCUGGGACCCACUAAUCCGGCGGCCGGUGGACCGGAAAGAUGACGAAUCACCGAAGGAUGAAUCUCAGGGUACCAGGUGGGCUGUUCUUGUGGCGGGUUCAAACGGCUACGGCAAUUAUCGCCACCAGGCUGAUGUGUGCCAUGCAUACCAAAUCUUGAAAAGAGGUGGGGUGAAGGACGAGAACAUAGUAGUUUUCAUGUACGAUGAUAUAGCAUACAGCGCAAUGAAUCCCAGAAAAGGAGUCAUCAUUAACCACCCAAACGGCUCCGAUGUCUACGCCGGUGUGCCCAAGGAUUACACCGGCGACCAAGUGACGGCUGCGAAUUUGUACGCCGUCCUGCUCGGCGACAAGGAGGGUGUGAGGGGUGGGAGUGGAAAAGUGGUUGACAGCAAAGCUGAUGAUAGGAUUUUCAUCUAUUAUACCGACCAUGGAGGUCCAGGAGUUCUUGGGAUGCCCAAUUUGCCUCAUCUUUAUGCCGAUGAUUUCAUUGAUGUGUUGAAGAAAAAGCAUUCUGCAGGCACCUACAAAGAGAUGGUUAUAUAUGUUGAAGCGUGCGAGAGUGGGAGCUUUUUCGAGGGCAUGAUGCCGGAAGACUUGAACAUUUACGUGACAACAGCCUCGAAUGCAGAGGAGAGCAGCUGGGGAACAUACUGCCCGGGAUCAGAACCUGCACCCCCACCUGAAUACAUUACAUGCCUAGGAGAUUUGUAUAGUGUUGCUUGGAUGGAGGAUAGUGAAUCUCACAAUCUUAUGGAAGAAACAAUCGAACGACAGUACGAGAAUGUGAAGCUAAGAACUUCCAACUACAAUGACUUCGAGGGUGGAUCUCACGUGAUGGAGUAUGGAAGCCGGGACAUCAAAUCGGAGAAGGUCUAUUUGUACCAAGGAUUCGACCCCGCCACCAUCAAUCUCCCCGGAAACCAGAUUGGCCUUACACCAAAAGGCGUCGUUAACCAGAGAGACGCGGAUCUUCUGUUCAUGUGGGAAAGGUACAAGAGGAUGGGAGACAAUGCAGCGAGCAAGGCUGAACUCCUGAAGGAGAUAACCGAUACAAUGCUGCACAGACAACACCUCGAUGCAAGCAUCGACAGCAUCGGGGUACAUUUGUUUGGCCCAGAAAACGGAUCCAACAUCCUUAAAUCGGUUCGCAAGCCAGGUUUAGCUCUUGUUGAUGAUUGGCAGUGCCUCAAAUCAAUGGUUAGGGUUUUUGAGACACAUUGCGGGUCAUUGGGGCAAUACGGGAUGAAACACAUGAGAGCUUUUGCGAACAUAUGCAACAAUAACAUAUCUCAAGCUGCCAUGGAAGAAGCCUGCAAGAACACAUGCAGCCAGAUGAAGAUAGUGCAAUAUACUCAUCCAAACAAAGUUUAUAGUGCUUGAUAUAUAGUAUAUAUAUGUUUGUAUCAACUUUGAUAUAUAUGCUGUAAAAUAAAAUUUGAUGCUGCUUGCGUUGGUACUAUGUUUUUGGGGAGUUUUUGCAGACCAUUUGGCGUUAUAGUGAUCUACUUAU
Ipomoea triloba (trilobed morning glory) is the source of this 1609-nucleotide messenger RNA. RefSeq names its product vacuolar-processing enzyme beta-isozyme. Bases 1 to 1479 code for a protein of 492 amino acids. Gene Ontology annotation, molecular function: cysteine-type endopeptidase activity. Gene Ontology annotation, biological process: vacuolar protein processing. Lineage: Eukaryota; Viridiplantae; Streptophyta; Magnoliopsida; Solanales; Convolvulaceae. The record is from RefSeq and is a predicted model, not a curated record. The transcript has 9 exons.